Molecule: messenger RNA, 629 nt
Organism: Zingiber officinale
Lineage: Eukaryota; Viridiplantae; Streptophyta; Magnoliopsida; Zingiberales; Zingiberaceae
Product: metallothionein-like protein 2A
Exons: 3
Coding region: 104-334 (76 amino acids)
Molecular function (GO): metal ion binding
Source: RefSeq, a predicted model, not a curated record
GAAUUGCUCUCUAUAAAUACUGCCAUUUCUCUAUGAAAUUUCUUCACACAUCCUCUUUGCAAUCCAAGCACAAGCCAAGUAUUCUCAUAGAUUUACUACCAAAAUGUCUUGCGGUGGAAAUUGCAACUGUGGAUCCAACUGCAACUGCGGCGGAGGAUGCAAGAUGUAUCCUGAUUUGGAAGAGAAGUCAACCACCUCUCAAACCCUAAUUCUUGGGGUUGCACCCGAGAAGAGUGACUUGGAAGGAUUUGAGAUGGUCACUGCGGCAAAGACCGCUGAGAAUGGAGGCUGCAAGUGUGGAUCCAACUGCGACUGCGACCCUUGCAAUUGUUAAAGUGUCGCUUCGUCGGUGAUAUGGUCGGUGAAAGUUUAAGUUUCCCAUAAUUUAUAUACGAAGGCAUGAAUGUUGUGUGUGUGUGGGAGAUACAUAUAGUGUGGUACGCGUGUAUUGAAUAAAGGGAAAAGAUGGCAGCUAAAUUCUCAAUAUAUAGUAGUGACUGAGGAUGUUGCUGCCUAAUUAUAUGUUAGUGUUGUGUGAUAGAUCGACCAUAUGGAUCCCUUGUGUGUUUUAAUCAUAAUCAAGUUAUAGUAUAUGAACAUAAAUGCAUCCAUAUAUGCUUGAAUAUUUA